Molecule: messenger RNA, 2865 nt
Organism: Pseudozyma flocculosa PF-1
Lineage: Eukaryota; Fungi; Basidiomycota; Ustilaginomycetes; Ustilaginales; Ustilaginaceae
Exons: 3
Coding region: 1-2865 (954 amino acids)
Biological process (GO): regulation of DNA-templated transcription
Molecular function (GO): histone acetyltransferase activity
Source: RefSeq, a predicted model, not a curated record
AUGUCAGAGGCCCCGUCGCACCCGCUCAACAACGACGUCCACGCGGCCCCAUCGCCCUCGUCGCACUCGGCCCCUCCUUCUCCCCUCGACCAUCCUCAGUCCAACACCGCCCGGCAGCACCACUUCACCCCCUCGAGCCUAUGCCACGUCAUCGACUCCAACGGCCUACACAGACCCGCCACCAUCCUCUCGGUGCGCCACAUUCCGCCACCUCAACCCGCCAGCGCCACCAAGCGCGGCGUCGUCGCACCCCUCCAUGACCCUCCGCCUCCCACCACCCUCUACUACGUCCACGUCCACGGCCAAGACAAGCGGCUAGACGCCUGGGUCGACGCCGCCGACGUCAGGCCGCCCUCUGCCACCGACAAUGCUACGCCGUCAUCCAUCGCGAUCGCGACCUCCUCUGCUGCAGGCGCAGCCGCGUCGACCGCCGCCACGCCCGUCUCGGCAGCAAAGGGGAAGCGAAAGAGGGUCAAGCUCGACGAUGCAGACGCAUUCAGCGACGGCAUCCGCUCGCCCACCGUGCGCAGCAGAGUCUCGUCCCCCUCGACGGCAGCCGGCGCCGAAGCUUCCCUUCACGCCACGGCCAGCACCAAUGGACGCGCCCAGCGUCAGCGCUCAGCCUCCGACGCCGCCACCGCGGUCCGCAACAUAGACAAAGUCUACUACGGCGCCUACGAGAUCCGGACGUGGUACUUCAGUCCCUACCCGCUCGAAGACGACCACCCCGCCGACGACCAUCAUGCCGCCUCUCCGCGCACGGCCGCUGGCGGCAGCAACAGCGCCAGCUCGGCCUUGAACCGCAAAACGACAGCAGCAGCAGCAGCAGCAGCCAUGGCAGCGGGCAAGUCGAACGGCAUCGGUCGCAUCAAGCGCGAAAAGAGCAGCCUCGGCCGCGACACGCCGCCGCGAGACCACACCGCAUCCCCUCUCCACCAACCCGCACACCACCACCUCCAUCGAGGCCCAGGCGGAGCGCUCGGGGGCUCGGUCAAGGACGCGCCCGCCGUGGCCGCCGUGCUCGACGCCAGCCCGUCAGAGGCGACGACGACGCGCAAGUCUCACCACGCCGCCACCGCCGGCACCAAUGGCGCCAGAUCCGCCAGUGCCCCGGGCGGACGCAAUCUGUGGAUCUGCGAGGGCUGCUUCAAGUACAUGAAGAGCUACUCGGGAUAUGCCUUUCACAAGAAGCAGUGCACCUACUCGCACCCGCCCGGGCGCAAGGUCUACGAGCGCGGCGGCCACAUCAUCUGGGAGGUCGAUGGCGCCGAUGCCAAGCUCUACGCGCAGAAUCUAUCGCUAUUCGGCAAGCUCUUCAUCGACCACAAGACGCUCUACUUUGACGUGGAGCCGUUCCUGUUCUACGUGCUGACCGAGGCGCAGUCGUCGUCGUUUGACCACGCCGUCGGCUUCUUCAGCAAGGAAAAGCAGAGCUACGACGACUACAACCUGGCGUGCAUCAUCACCUUUCCGCCGUUCCAGCGCAAGUCGUUUGGCACGCUCAUGAUCGAGUUCAGCUACGCCCUCUCGGCGCGCCAGGGCAUGCUGGGCACGCCCGAGCGGCCGCUCUCGGACCUCGGUCUCAAGGGAUACGUGAGCUUCUGGAGUGCCGUCGUCGUCCGGACGCUUCUCAUCGCCUUUGGCAACGGCGGCGGCGGUGCGGGAGGGGAAGGAACGGGAGGCGUCGAUGAAGAUGAGGGUGAUGGGGAAGGCCGGCAGAGGUGGGCAAAGAUGGACGAGAGGAGUAGGGCAUGCGCCAAACUCAAGACGUUGGAGACGAGGUGCAGCCUGCUCGGCCUGCCCCGCGAGGCCAUCGAGCAGGACGGCCUGGACGAGGUGCGGGAGGCGUGCAGGUCCAAGGUCGACAAGGACGAGAGGCGGGCGGCCAGGGUGGUCGCAGCGUCACCUUCUGCACCCGCAUCGGCCACGGAUGCAGUCGGCGCCGGCGGCGAGCGAAAGGGACUGACCAUACGGCUUCGGCGUAAGAUCAAGACCGACGACGCCGCCGAAGCACAGCCCGACGAGCCUCCAACGACUAGGAGGACGACGAGGAGGAGGACGAGCAUCAAGGUGUCGGACAGCGAGAGCGAGGACGGAAGUGCGAGCGAUGAGGAUGGCGACAGCGAGGAAGACGAGUACAGCGACGAGGACAGUGACGACGAUGAGGAAGAGGAGGACGAGGAUGGUCAAGGAGCGGGAGAGGACGACGAUCUGUACGUCGACAACGGGCAGACGUCGCGGGCGCAUGGCCGUCCAACGCGGAGCAGCGAUCGCAAACCAGCAGCGGCGUCAGCGGCGCAUAUGGCAAGACCGACCACGGCGACGGCGACAGCGGCGGGGGGCAGGACGUUGCGGGAGCGUCGUACGAGGAGGAGCGAAGGUGCCUCUGCAUCGACGAUGCACGGGACGCCUCAACCGCUCACCGUCUCGACCACGACCAACGCCACCUCGGCAUCAUCGACGAGCAGCGGCGCGGGACCCAGGGCAAAACGCUAUCCCGCCCAUCCGGCACUGCUGCUCUCUACCCUCGACGAUUUUCCUUCCUCCUCUUCGACUUCGACUUCGACGGCGACGGCGACGACGACCAUGACGGUAGAAACGACGCUGGACCUCCUCUCCAAGACGACGCACCUCCGAACCGAAGACAUUGCCGUCGCACUGGCGGAAUGCGGUCUCGUCUCCUGUCGUCUCCCGGCGCACCCUCCAGACGCCACUGCAGCUCCGGCUACCGACGAGGGAGGGCACAGAGGGGGAGGAGAGGACGGUCAGAUGGGGAUCGUCCUGACCUCAAAGGCGGUUCGGGCCGUUGCGCGCCGUAGAAAAGUCAGAGAGGCCGUCUUGGACCCGGACUGUCUUUUGAUCUAG